UCGUUGGACACGAGUAGAGAGGGCUGAGGGGGUUGGCCAAGACUACUUGUGUGUGUAUAGUCUGAAGCCUUACAUGUUCGAAGGGCUGUACUAGGUUGGGGAGGUGUGGCUGGUGAAAAAUAAACUUUUUUUUCCCCUUUGAGUAAAGUUCAAUCUGCCGAGGUAACCUCUUUGUUUGUCAGUUAAAAGACAGACUAGGGAAGAAUUGAGCAGAAGGUUUUAGAUCUGAGGCAAUAGCCUCCCCUCUGAAACUAAGAGAGGGUUUUUGUGAGUCUGUCAGUGGUGUACGCUAGGAACACGGAUUCUGAAUGCCAUGUACUGGAAGAGCUCGCAGCUGGUGGUGUGUCGCAUGGAAAGCGAAGAGAAGUACACGGCUGGUGUGUGUCUUCAGAAGUUUAAAAACCAUGUCGGACGACCCUGAAUCCACUUCCUCCAACUCUUUUGAAAGGAUUUGGAAACGGAGUACUUGCAAUCUGACUAACUCUGAGCGGGUGGUUAAGGACGAAUCCAGUUCCCCAGCUCCCUCGGCCUCGCCAUCCCUAUCUCCACAAUCGAUGAUCUCUUCCAGGUCGUGCAGAAAUAUCUGCAGCAGCUGCGGCUUGGAAAUAGUGGACCGAUACCUCCUGAAGGUGAAUGAACUAUGUUGGCAUGUCCGAUGUUUGGCCUGUAGUGUGUGCAAAACCUCCCUGGGCCGACACACCAGCUGCUACAUCAAGGAUCACGAAAUAUUUUGCAAACUGGAUUAUUUCAGGCGUUAUGGGACCCGAUGCUCUCGCUGUGGCAGGCACAUCCAUUCGACAGACUGGGUCCGCAGGGCCAAGGGUAAUGUCUAUCACCUGGCAUGCUUUGCCUGUUUCUCCUGCAAGAGGCAGCUGUCCACUGGGGAGGAGUUUGCUUUGGUGGAAGAGAAGGUCCUCUGUCGGAUACACUAUGACUGUAUGUUGGACAACCUCAAAAGGGCAGCUGAAAAUGGGAACGGAGUGACCAUGGAAGGAGCACUACCAACCGAGCAGGAUGUCAUUCAACCCAAACCAACGAAACGAGCACGGACCAGCUUCACAGCUGAUCAGCUCCAGAUAAUGCAAGCUCAGUUUUCACAAGACAACAAUCCAGAUGCACAAACGCUGCAGAAACUUGCAGACAGAACUGGUUUAAGCAGGCGUGUGAUACAGGUUUGGUUUCAGAACUGUAGAGCACGUCACAAGAAGCAUGUGAGUCCAAACCACCUGUCAUCUACCCCAGUGACAGUGCAACAGGAGAGUGUGUCUCCCCAAAUGCUGGAUGAAAUGACCUACUCAGCAUAUGUAGCACCAGAUGGACAGAUGUUGACUGCCUUACACACCUACAUGGAAUCUCAUUCACCGACAUCACUGGGACUUCAACCUCUUCCAUCUCGAUCAAUGGCACAGCUUCCUCUUGGCCAUGCUUGACUUCCCUUCAGUGAUUUGAUUUUUGCUGAAUAUUCAGGUUGGAAGAUAAAUGCAAAGUGCGUUAAAUCUACGGCAUUUCACUCUGCUUUUGAAGUGUUGCAGAUGAAAAACUUUUUUUUUUUCCCUGACCCUUUCCUAUUUAUUGGCAUCUAGUGGAGCACUUUUUGUUUCUUUGAUUCUGGUUGGAUUGCUAAUGUACCAAAUGUUUACAAGUUUGUAGUGUAAAUGUUAAUGUUAGUUUAAUUGGUAAGUUAUUGUUGAAUAUAUUGAGUGUUUGCAAACAGUGUUUUAUACAGUUUAACUUCCUUUAUUCAAGGAAAGAAAUUUGUGUAAGAAGUCCUGUUAUCUCUCCAUUCUAGU
Messenger RNA from Hemiscyllium ocellatum (epaulette shark), 1790 nucleotides. RefSeq names its product LIM/homeobox protein Lhx8-like. Gene Ontology annotation, cellular component: nucleus. Gene Ontology annotation, molecular function: DNA-binding transcription factor activity, RNA polymerase II-specific; RNA polymerase II transcription regulatory region sequence-specific DNA binding. The record is from RefSeq and is a predicted model, not a curated record. NCBI's taxonomy places the organism in Eukaryota, Metazoa, Chordata, Chondrichthyes, Orectolobiformes, Hemiscylliidae. Gene Ontology annotation, biological process: neuron differentiation; regulation of transcription by RNA polymerase II; forebrain neuron development. The transcript is spliced from 9 exons. Bases 309 to 1430 code for a protein of 373 amino acids.